Molecule: messenger RNA, 1252 nt
Organism: Ruditapes philippinarum (Manila clam)
Lineage: Eukaryota; Metazoa; Mollusca; Bivalvia; Venerida; Veneridae
Product: tRNA (guanine-N(7)-)-methyltransferase-like
Exons: 3
Coding region: 280-1056 (258 amino acids)
Biological process (GO): RNA (guanine-N7)-methylation; tRNA methylation
Cellular component (GO): tRNA methyltransferase complex
Molecular function (GO): tRNA (guanine(46)-N7)-methyltransferase activity
Source: RefSeq, a predicted model, not a curated record
UUUUUUUAUAAAAUUAAACUUAUUAUAUUUACAGAGGAAUUGAGAAUUGUCAUGGCAACACCAAAUCUUGCUCCUCAUUUACACACAGAAGAAUGUAAUAAAAUUAUUGCUGAAUACCAUCAGUGCGUAACUGACGCUGGCUUUAGAAGAUAUUUCAACAAGUGUGGUCAUUUUCAAAAACUUAUAAGGGAGUGCACCAAAAAAGAGAAAUUACAAAAGUUUCAUAACAGGAAAUACCACAUUGGACGUAUUGGUGAUUAAAUUUACACAAGAAUAAAGAUGACAGCAAUGGCAGGACAGCUCCCGCAGAAAAAAUAUUACCGCCAGAGGGCGCAUUCGAAUCCAAUGUCCGACCAUUGCUUUGAUUAUCCUGUCAGUCCAAAACAAAUGAACUGGCAUGAGUAUUAUCCCGAUUAUUUUAAACCACGGCACGAAGAUGCGAGGCAUGAUGAUGUACAGGAUGUUAUUUCUAAAGACGAUUCUGCCAAAGUAGAGUUUGCCGAUAUUGGAUGUGGGUACGGAGGGUUAUUAGUUGAUCUUUCGCCAAUGUUUCCCGAUAAACUGAUGUUAGGUAUGGAAAUACGCGUGAAAGUGUCAGAUUAUGUUAAAGAUAGAAUUGAAGCCUUGAGAAAACAGAAUCCUGGACAGUAUCAAAACAUCGCCUGCAUACGUGCUAAUGCUAUGAAAUAUUUGCCAAACUUUUUUGAAAAAGGGCAACUUACGAAGAUGUUUUUCCUCUUCCCCGAUCCGCACUUCAAGAAGACGAAACACAAGUGGCGGAUUAUUAGUGAAACACUUUUAGCUGAAUAUGCAUAUGUUCUCCGUGAAGGCGGAAUUGUGUAUACUAUUACUGAUGUGAAAGAGUUGCACGAAUGGAUGGUGGAUCAUUUUGAAAAGUUUCCGUUGUUCUCGAGAAUAGAGGAGAAUCAACUGAAAGAUGAUCCGGUAGUGGAAAAGUUGUAUGUUAGCACAGAAGAGGGUCAAAAGGUCACUCGUAACCAUGGUGAUAAAUUUCUAGCUGUGUUUCGUAGGAUUACUGAUCCAUUUAAAAGUUGAAUAUAUGACAUUUGAAAAUGAUUUGUCAUUACAUGUACAAAUUGAGAAAAAAAAUAAUUUAUGAAAUUUUGAUUUCAUUGAGGGGGCAAUUCAUGUGUAUAAAAUAAAUAUAAAUGAUUGUGUAAAAAUUUUUUGUAUUUGGCUAAAAAUGUUCCAAUAAUUAACAAGUUGAAAUUAAAUUUAUUUUUUCUUCUAA